Messenger RNA from Tremella mesenterica DSM 1558, 873 nucleotides. RefSeq lists its product as uncharacterized. NCBI's taxonomy places the organism in Eukaryota, Fungi, Basidiomycota, Tremellomycetes, Tremellales, Tremellaceae. Gene Ontology annotation, cellular component: mitochondrion. Gene Ontology annotation, biological process: mitochondrial proton-transporting ATP synthase complex assembly. The coding region runs from base 1 to 873 and encodes 290 amino acids. The transcript has 7 exons. The record is from RefSeq and is a predicted model, not a curated record.
AUGAGGACUUUUUGCACGUUCUGUAAUCCAGUCAGAGUCAGUGUGACUCUUCGAAACCCAGUUCAAAGAAUUACUCCUCGACGAUGGACCUCGAGCACCGUCGCUCAUCUUGCAAAAGUCAACCCGGGUCCAGUGUUGAGUCAGACGAACCGCGCAGAGAUCACCCUUCGUAGGUUCUGGAAGACAGUAAACAUACAUUCCGAACCCAAUGGUCACUACCUCAUCGCAUUGGAUCAUCGUCAUCUCAAAACUCCGGCUGGAACCAAACUCGUCAUUCCAAAAGAGCGGAGAUUACUGGCAGUACUUAUUGCGAAUGAAUGGGAGAAUCAAGAUGAGGUCUUAAAGCAACACGCCCUACCCGUGACUUCACUAGCUUCCCGGGCCAUUGACGGAUUACGAGACGAUAAAAUCCGAGUGGAGGUUAUCGAUGCUCUCAUGAAGUAUCUGGAGACUGAUACUGUAUUAUUUCCACAGGACGAACCCCCAGCGUUAGUACGCAUGCAGCAAGAACAUUGGCAACCCUUGUUCGACUGGCUCAGAAACGAACUUGGUGUGCACGUGCAAGCGACAGAAGGUUUGAUACCUGCUCGACAAAGUUACGAGACACUGGCUAGAUUACGGAGGAUAGUGGAGGAAAUGGAUACAUGGGAACUUGCAGCAUUUGAGAGAGCGGCGUAUGCUUCGAAGAGCUUCAUAAUCGCCUUGGCGUUGUGCAAAGGUCGUCUGACGGCUGAUCAGGCCGCUGAUGCUAGCCAUGUAGAGGUUCGCAGUCAGAUAGAACGGUGGGGAGAGGUCGAAGACACGCAUGACGUCGACUAUCAAGACAUCCGAAGAGCUUUAGGAAGUGCGGCUUGCAUGGUGUCGAGAUCUUGA